UUAAAUGAAUAGAGACCAUGCGAAGAGGCUCUGCAGAUCUCUCUACUGUGGCAAACGGUUUAAAACGAUUCCCAUCAUCAAAUUUUGACCCUUCAAAAAUGUUGGAACAUUUUCAUUUCUGUCACAAAUCUAAGACUCUAAAUUUCGACCUCUAAGAAAAUUCAAAAUUGUAACAUUUCGUAGUUUUUGAUCAUCAUCAUCAUGUCCAAAGGCACGGGACCGAUGUCUAAAUUGUAUAAUGCUAUCAUUCUCAGCGUAGACAAGAUUGUGCCCCAAGCAGCUCAGCCGCUGUGGCAGUCACCAGCAGGGCCGAAAACUGUCUUCUUCUGGGCCCCGUUUUUUAAGUGGAGCCUAGUUGCGGCUGGACUAGGCGACACAUUGAGUCGCCCGGCUCAGAAUAUUUCGCUGAAUCAAUGCGGCUCCCUGGCGGCAACUGGCUUGAUCUGGUCCCGCUACUCAGUGGUUAUUAUACCAAAGAAUUACAGCCUACUGGCCGUCAAUAUGGCUGUCUUCUUCAUCCAGUCGUUUUUGGUAGUUAAGCAUCUGAGGUGGCGCAACGAAAAGGCCCGGAAUACUGUCUUCAAGCACCCGUACUAUCCCAUUUGGUCGGGCGAUGAUUGGUGAGAUCUGUGAAGCCACAAUACUGAUGAUAAAUAAAACAUAAUCACUUUUGGUUUGCCGCUCUGGA
Molecule: messenger RNA, 688 nt
Organism: Drosophila persimilis
Lineage: Eukaryota; Metazoa; Arthropoda; Insecta; Diptera; Drosophilidae
Product: mitochondrial pyruvate carrier 2
Exons: 3
Coding region: 202-624 (140 amino acids)
Biological process (GO): pyruvate import into mitochondria
Cellular component (GO): mitochondrial inner membrane
Molecular function (GO): pyruvate transmembrane transporter activity
Source: RefSeq, a predicted model, not a curated record